AUGUCUGGAUUGCAGCGUGGGAUGAGUUCCUCUGAAUUGACACCCUUUCCGAACUUAGAUACAACUUCUAUGCUUUGGAAUGAAACAAAGUCGACGAGCUUUAGACAACAAAAUUGGACGAUCUGGGAAGGUGGGCUACUUCUUCUAGUCGUAGACUGGUACUGUGGGGGAGAAUCUGUUGCAUCACAGAGUUCGGUACUUUGGGUUGGAAACGGAGAUCGAAUUGCAGUUCGAAGUGUCUUCCGUAAAUGGGCAGUAUUUCUUAAUAAUGAGGUCAACGGAUUGGAACCUUCAAUAAUUCUAACACAAGGUCGGGAAUAUCCCAUUCGCCAGAUCGAAUGUUGUUGGCGAAAGUUCACAUCAGUCAAAUUUCGAAAAACUGCCGUCGCUGCAUUACUUCAACAGAUUUUACCGCUGACAGAGACACUGGAAGCCGAGUUUGAUGUUAAAAUAUGUUAUAUAAAACAUGAUAAACUGCCAGGGCUUCAUAAUCAAACCUACAGCGUACAUGUGAAUGAUGGAACCUGGGGACAAUAUGAAAUAAAGUUUCCAGCUUUAUCCUCGAAUACCGGCCCUGCUUUGCAAGUGUGGGAAGAACUAGCUGAGAAGAGAAAGGAGAGGGAGAGACUAUAUCAUCUAGCCCUACGACAAACGAAUCACGUUCUCGGACUUGGUUUACCAGUGGUAGAUCUGUGGGACCCAGGCCUGCAACAAGUAUUCGGAUCAAUGAGAAGAGAAAUGUAA
Molecule: messenger RNA, 744 nt
Organism: Botrytis porri
Lineage: Eukaryota; Fungi; Ascomycota; Leotiomycetes; Helotiales; Sclerotiniaceae
Exons: 1
Coding region: 1-744 (247 amino acids)
Source: RefSeq, a predicted model, not a curated record